Messenger RNA from Penicillium daleae, 1257 nucleotides. Its product is annotated as NADH:flavin oxidoreductase/NADH oxidase. The record is from RefSeq and is a predicted model, not a curated record. The coding region runs from base 1 to 1257 and encodes 418 amino acids. The transcript has 2 exons. Gene Ontology annotation, cellular component: intracellular anatomical structure. Lineage: Eukaryota; Fungi; Ascomycota; Eurotiomycetes; Eurotiales; Aspergillaceae. Gene Ontology annotation, molecular function: FMN binding; NADP binding; NADPH dehydrogenase activity.
AUGGCCCCUCCUGACAUCGUGAACAAAGCCGCUGAGGGUAUCUCCUACUAUACUCCUGCGCAGGAGCCUCCCGCGGGGUCCGCCGCCAACCCGCAGUCUGACGGAUCACAGCCUCCCAAGCUCUUCCACCCUUUCACAGUGCGAGGCGUGACAUUCCACAAUCGCAUCGGCCUUUCUCCACUCUGUCAAUACAGCGCAGAUGACGGACACAUGACAGACUGGCAUAUGGCCCAUUUGGGCGGCAUCGCCCAGCGCGGGCCUGGUUUCCUCAUGGUGGAAGCGACGGCAGUGCAGCCCGAAGGUCGCAUCACCCCACAGGACCAUGGGCUCUGGAAGGACUCGCAGAUCGAACCCCUCCGCCGGGUCGUCGAGUUCGUCCACAGCCAAAACCAGAUCAUCGGCGUCCAAAUGGCCCACGCCGGCCGCAAGGCCAGCACCGUCGCGCCAUGGCUUAGCAUGGCCGAUAUGGCCACUGAGAAAGUUGGCGGAUGGCCCGAUAACGUCAAGGGACCCACAAACACCCCAUUCCACGACAAGUUCCCCAAACCCAAGGCGAUGACUACAGCCGAUAUUGGGCAAUUCAAGAAAGACUGGGUGUCGGCUGUGAAGCGCGCCGUCAAGGCUGGUGUGGACUUUGUGGAGAUUCACAAUGCCCAUGGGUAUCUACUGAUGAGCUUCUUGUCCCCGGCGACGAACGACCGUACCGAUGAAUACGGUGGUAGCUUCGAGAACCGGAUCCGAUUGUCGCUGGAAAUUGCCCAAUUGACCCGCGACAAUGUGCCCAAGGAUAUGCCUGUCUUCCUGCGUGUCUCGGCUACCGACUGGCUGGAGGAAGUCAUGCCCAACCAGCCUAGCUGGCGCGUCGAAGACACCGUCCGCUUUGCAAAGGCUCUCGCCGAGAGCGGCAAUGUCGAUGUCCUGGAUAUCAGCAGUGGAGGUAACCACCAGAAGCAGCAUAUCCAUGCCAAGGCCGGGUUCCAGGCGGGAUUCGCGAUUGAGGUUAAGAAAGCAGUUGGAGAUCAGCUGAAGGUUGGCACGGUCGGCAUGAUCAACGACGGCUAUCUGGCCAAUUGUCUGUUGGAGAACAACAAUCUGGACUUUGUGCUGGUCGGGCGUGGUUUCCAGAAGAAUCCUGGUCUUGUGUGGACGUGGGCAGAGGAGCUGGACGUGGAGAUUUCCAUGGCGAACCAGAUUCGCUGGGGCUUUAGUAGUCGCGGUGGUGGUGUGUACCUCAAGAAGCGACAGGAAAAGAUGUAG